AGAGAGCGCCUGUUUACCUUGACGUCACGGCCUCCAUGACUACGGAGGACUCAGCCGCUUGAGAGGGGUGGUGGUGGUGGUUAUCGCUAGUGUGUACCGGGAUCUGGCGUCAUGGGUUUGCUGUCAAUCCUGCGCAAACUGAAGAGUGCACCUGACCAAGAGGUGCGUAUUUUACUUCUUGGACUAGACAAUGCUGGCAAAACAACACUUCUCAAACAGCUUGCCUCUGAAGACAUCAGUCAUAUCACCCCUACCCAGGGUUUUAACAUUAAAAGUGUGCAAUCUCAAGGCUUUAAAUUGAAUGUUUGGGACAUUGGAGGUCAGAGGAAGAUCAGACCCUACUGGCGAAACUAUUUUGAAAACACAGAUGUUCUGAUUUAUGUCAUUGACAGUGCAGACAGAAAACGAUUUGAAGAAACUGGCCAGGAAUUGGCUGAACUUCUGGAAGAAGAAAAACUGAGUGGGGUUCCAGUUUUGAUAUUUGCAAACAAGCAGGAUUUGAUGACCGCAGCACCAGCUUCAGAAAUUGCAGAGGGCCUGAAUCUUCACAUUAUCCGGGAUCGAAUCUGGCAAAUCCAAGCUUGCUCAGCAAUGACUGGAGAAGGGGUACAGGAUGGGAUGUCUUGGGUCUGCAAGAACAUAGCAACAAAGAAAAAAUAGCCAGAACGAGAGAGAGAGCGAGCGAGCAAGCAGCACCAACAGGCAGGGAACUCUUCUGACGAUUUUCUGACAAAAGGCAGCACAGUUGUAUGAUCACUGAUGGUACUGGGAAGGCAGCAUUGACUUAUGUGGUGACUUUUAAAUGCUGCUGGAUAGACUAUUGGUAUUUCCAAGUUUAAAAAAAAAGCUCAUCACAGAUGCAGAUUUGUAACUUUCUAGAAUUAGAACUUUAUUCCAAAAGAAGACCAGUGAAUGACAUUAAGUAGAGUGAGUACAGCUUCUGUCUGGAUCCUACGACUGGCCCUCUCUGACAAAUUAGGCAAAUUUGUAACAGUAGACUUCAGGACUGAACAUGCACUUGUCUGCAUACCUCUAAGUAUAAGGGGUCUACGGUGUAACUUAAUCCAUGACUACUGGAUGUCCAUUUCGUAGUCUUAAAAACACAAACAAUGUGAUCAUAUAUAGUCUUCGGUUUAGUCAGUAUUUAGGAGUGGCAGACUUUUUUUUAAUUUUUUUUAUUUGGGAAUCUGUGUGCACAGUGGGUUGGGUAAUGCUAUGGACUUGGUCACAUUUUUCAAAUCUUUUUGAGUCUCUUGUGCAUAUCAGAUGUCCCACUGCAGGCAAGUACACAGUUUUUCCUUCAGUCAGCCUCUGCUUCAUGGCUGGAAUGGCCAAACUUUGUAGAAACCAAAGCAUGCUGAAGGGGAGCUAUGAAACAUUCCAUAUGGAAUACUGUGCGUAAUGAAAUGUAUAGUAGAUGUCGCCACUUACAAUAAGAUUAGUACAAGGCCAUGUGUGUAUUACUGAUCCUUUUUCAGAAACUUGUUAGUAAAUCAUCAUGGUUAAGCAUCUUGUGGCUAAAAGAGACAUGAAUAUCUGUGACUCGGAAAGUGCAAGACACUUUACAGAUGUUUUGUUUCCAUGUAAAAUUACUUUCCAGCUAUAAAGGGCACCUUAUUGUUGAUGCUUGAUUCAGUUUGUUUAAAAAAUGUAUUUAUGUUUCAUGUUCUGACCCAGAAUUUGACAUUAAAGAUUUUUUUAGUAAUCAGUAUUAAA
Molecule: messenger RNA, 1716 nt
Organism: Erpetoichthys calabaricus (reedfish)
Lineage: Eukaryota; Metazoa; Chordata; Cladistia; Polypteriformes; Polypteridae
Product: ADP-ribosylation factor-like protein 3
Exons: 6
Coding region: 112-660 (182 amino acids)
Biological process (GO): cilium assembly
Cellular component (GO): cytoplasm; microtubule cytoskeleton
Molecular function (GO): GTP binding; GTPase activity
Source: RefSeq, a predicted model, not a curated record